Molecule: messenger RNA, 2015 nt
Organism: Telopea speciosissima
Lineage: Eukaryota; Viridiplantae; Streptophyta; Magnoliopsida; Proteales; Proteaceae
Product: probable protein phosphatase 2C 15
Exons: 9
Coding region: 478-1770 (430 amino acids)
Biological process (GO): protein dephosphorylation
Molecular function (GO): protein serine/threonine phosphatase activity
Source: RefSeq, a predicted model, not a curated record
CUGGUUGGCUUCAAAGAAAUUAGCGGUUUUUAUUUUUAAAAUUUUAUUAUUAUAAUGAACUUCUAUUUUGUGUUUUCUUAAAUGAAGAUCUGAGUCCAGAAGUUUUAGAUUAUUGAGUUUUACAGUUCAUAUCCCGUCAUCAUUCCGCGUUUACGUGUCUCUCUCUCUCUAUUUCUCUUCUCUUUGUUGGAUUGCUACUGUGGCCGGUGAUGUUUCCUAAUCAGAUCUACAUUUGGUUUCGUACAGGCAUUCAUGCUGUCUCUUCGAAGAUCGUGAACCGCAGGGGGUUGGUGUUUUUGGUGAAAUGGAGAGUGGGACAUUUGUAAUGUUAGAGGAAAUAAUUCUUCGCAAAUUGAGGAACCUCUACGGAUUCUUUCAAGAUAAGAUCAUGAGUUGCUGAACUCGGACAAUGCCUUAAGAUCGAAGGUUUUAUGUUUUGGAUGCUGUGAGCUUGAGCCAGAAACUGGUCUAGUCCGAAUGGCGUCGGCAGAGAGGAGGCGUAAUAAUCAUCAUCAUAAUCUUGUUCCACUUGCGGCCUUGAUCAGCAGAGAGAUGAAGAGCGAGAAGAUGGAGAAGCCUAGUGUCAGAUAUGGUUCCGCUGCCCAAUCUAGGAAGGGGGAGGACUAUUUCCUGGUGAAGAUAGAUUGUCAAAGAGUCCCCGGGAAUUCUUCAUCUACUUUUUCUGUAUUCGCUAUUUUUGAUGGGCACAAUGGGAAUGCUGCCGCUAUCUUUACAAGGGAAAACUUGUUAAAUCAUGUACUGAGUGCAGUACCCCGAGGGCUUGGACGGGAUGAGUGGCUUCAAGCAAUACCUCGGGCAUUAGUUGCUGGAUUCGUGAAGACUGACAAGGAAUUCCAGAGCAGAGGUGAAACUUCUGGAACCACUGCUACUUUUGUAAUAGUAGAUGGUUGGACUGUGACAGUUGCAUCUGUAGGAGACUCACGUUGCAUUUUGGAUGCUCAGGGUGGUGCCAUCUCCAUCUUGACUGUUGAUCAUAGGCUGGAGGAAAAUGUGGAGGAGAGGGAACGUGUUACUGCUAGUGGAGGUGAGGUUGGGCGGCUCAGCAUUGUUGGUGGUGCUGAGGUUGGUCCCCUCCGUUGUUGGCCAGGGGGUUUGUGCCUUUCAAGGUCCAUUGGGGACAUGGAUGUUGGGGAGUUUAUAGUUCCGAUACCAUACGUUAAACAAGUGAAGCUAUCAAAUGCUGGGGGAAGGCUUAUGAUUGCUUCUGAUGGUAUCUGGGAUGCACUAUCUUCUGAGAUGGCUGCAAAAUCUUGCCGUGGUUUGCCAGCAGAGCUUGCUGCUAGGCAAGUGGUGAAGGAAGCAUUGAGGACAAGAGGGCUGAAGGAUGAUACGACCUGCAUUGUUGUUGACAUAAUUCCUCCAGAUGUCUCAGCACCCCCUUCACCCACUCCAAAAAAGCAAAAUAAGUUUAAAUCUCUCAUCUUCAGGAAGAGGUCCCGUGAUUCUGCCGAUAAACUAGCAAAAAAGCUGUCAGCUAUAGGCAUAGUGGAAGAGCUAUUUGAAGAAGGCUCAGCAAUGCUUGCAGAAAGACUUGGGAAUGACUCAUCGGCAGGACAGUCAACAUCUGGCCUUUUCACAUGUGCUGUUUGCCAAGUUGAUCUAGCCCCAAGCGAGGGGAUUUCCGUUCAUGCUGGUUCGAUUUUCUCCACCAGCUCAAAGCCCUGGCAAGGUCCAUUUCUCUGUGCUGACUGCCGUAACAAGAAGGAUGCCAUGGAAGGAAAGAGGCCUAGUGGAGUCAAAGUAUUAUAAUUUUUGUAAUUUUUCUCUCAUAUUCUUUCCUCCUCUCCCCUCCCUUGUAUUUGUUCUUCUCAUGGCCCGUUUUUCUUGGCCAUUCCAUUAUUUGGAGCUCUCACUAUAAUAAUGUAUUCCAUGUGUAUGUAAUAUUAACAAUUGUGGCAUCUUGAGAGAGUUACUUCAAUUUUAUCCUCUUCCUUUCUACUUUUCAAGGUUGAAAUGUAACAUGGAGCAAAGAUCAACAAUGAACAUCUUCUUUU